Epinephelus fuscoguttatus (brown-marbled grouper) is the source of this 8111-nucleotide messenger RNA. RefSeq names its product aconitate hydratase, mitochondrial-like. The transcript has 18 exons. Gene Ontology annotation, biological process: tricarboxylic acid cycle. Gene Ontology annotation, molecular function: 4 iron, 4 sulfur cluster binding; aconitate hydratase activity. The record is from RefSeq and is a predicted model, not a curated record. The coding region runs from base 30 to 2375 and encodes 781 amino acids. Gene Ontology annotation, cellular component: cytosol; mitochondrion. NCBI's taxonomy places the organism in Eukaryota, Metazoa, Chordata, Actinopteri, Perciformes, Serranidae.
GCCGACACUCAUCUUUGUCAGUGAACAAAAUGGCGUCUUACUGUUUGACAGUCACUAGGCUGCGGCUGGCCCUUGGAACUGGUGCAAGGCGCAUUCAUGUCUCCUCAGCCUUCAGCGCUAAGGCCAAGGUGGCCAUGAGCCGCUUUGAGCCCGGCUCCAGCGUUAACUAUGAGAAGAUGCACGAGAACAUCAACACUGUGCGCAGGAGGCUCGGCAGGCCUCUCACGCUGUCGGAGAAGAUUGUGUACGGUCACCUGGAUGAUCCAGUGGGGCAGGAUAUUGACCGCGGCCGCACCUACCUGCGCCUGCGUCCAGACCGCGUGGCGAUGCAGGAUGCUACAGCUCAGAUGGCAAUGCUGCAGUUCAUCAGCAGUGGUCUGCCCAAGGUGGCGGUUCCCUCCACCAUCCACUGUGAUCAUCUGAUUGAGGCUCAGAUCGGAGGGGCCGAGGACCUGCAGAGAGCUAAGGAGAUAAACGAGGAAGUGUACAACUUUCUUGCCACUGCUGCUGCUAAAUAUGGAGUUGGCUUCUGGAAACCUGGAUCAGGGAUCAUCCAUCAGAUCAUCCUGGAGAAUUAUGCCUAUCCUGGAGUGAUGCUGAUUGGUACAGACUCCCACACUCCUAAUGGCGGUGGCCUGGGGGCCGUCUGCAUUGGAGUGGGUGGCGCUGAUGCCGUGGAUGUCAUGGCUGGAAUCCCCUGGGAGCUCAAGUGUCCGAAAGUGAUUGGAGUGAAGCUGACAGGAACCCUGUCUGGUUGGACCUCUCCGAAGGAUGUCAUCCUGAAGGUGGCUGGCAUCCUGACUGUAAAAGGUGGCACAGGAGCCAUUGUGGAGUAUCACGGACCUGGAGUUGACUCCAUCUCCUGCACUGGAAUGGCCACUAUCUGUAACAUGGGUGCUGAGAUUGGAGCCACCACAUCCAUUUUCCCCUACAACCACCGCAUGAGGACGUACAUGGAGAAAACUGGCCGUGGAGAGAUCGCGACUGUGGCCGAUCAGUUCAAAGAUGACUUGGUCCCAGAUAAAGGCUGUGAAUACGACCAGCUCAUUGAGAUUAACCUGAGUGAGUUGAAGCCCCAUAUCAACGGGCCCUUCACCCCUGACCUGGCCCACCCCGUGUCUGAUAUCGGGGCUACGGCCAAGAAGAACGGCUGGCCUCUGGAAGUUAAAGUUGGUCUGAUCGGUAGCUGUACCAACUCCAGCUACGAGGACAUGGGCAGAGCAGCCUCUCUGGCCAAGCAGGCUCUGGAUAAAGGUCUGAAGUGCAAGGCCCAGUUCACAGUCACCCCAGGUUCUGAGCAGAUCCGCGCCACUAUCGAGAGGGACGGAUAUGCCAAGAUCCUGAGUGAUGUUGGUGGAAUCGUACUUGCCAACGCUUGUGGACCCUGCAUCGGACAGUGGGACAGGAAGGAUGUGAAAAAAGGAGAGAAGAAUACUAUUGUCACAUCCUACAACAGGAACUUCACUGGCAGGAAUGAUGCCAACCCCGCUACUCAUGCUUUUGUCACCUCUCCUGAGAUCGUCACCGCCAUGGCUAUUGCUGGAACUCUCAACUUCAACCCAGAGACCGACUACCUGACCGCUCCUAACGGAGAGAAGUUCAAGCUGACUCCGCCUACUGGUGACGAGCUCCCCUCCAGAGACUUCGACCCAGGCCAGGACACCUACCAGCACCCCCCGUCUGAGGGCAGCUCGGUGAAGGUGGACGUGAACCCCACCAGCAACCGCUUGCAGCUGCUGGAGCCCUUCGACAAGUGGCAUGGAAAAGACCUGGAGGACAUGAGGGUCCUUAUCAAGGUGAAGGGAAAGUGCACCACUGACCAUAUCAGCGCUGCCGGGCCCUGGCUGAAGUUCCGUGGUCACCUGGACAACAUCUCCAACAAUCUGCUGAUUGGUGCAGUCAACAGUGAAAACGAUGCUGUGAACAAGGUCAAAAACCUGCUGACAGGAGAGUACGGAGGUGUGCCCGAUGUGGCCCGCCACUACAAGGCCAAUGGAGUGAACUGGGUGGUGGUCGGAGAUGAGAACUAUGGAGAAGGUUCCAGCAGAGAGCACGCUGCCCUGGAGCCACGACACCUUGGAGGACGCGCCAUCAUCGUCAAGAGCUUUGCCAGAAUCCACGAGACUAACCUGAAGAAGCAGGGCCUGCUGCCUCUGACUUUUGCUAACCCCCAGGACUACGAAAAAAUUCGCCCUGACGACAAGAUUACAAUCGCUGGGCUAAAAUCCUUUGCUCCUGGCAAGCCCCUGGCAGCAGUGAUCAAGCACAGCGACGGCAGCAAGGAGUCCAUCACUCUAAACCACUCCUUCAACGAGACGCAGAUCGAGUGGUUCAGGGCCGGCUCUGCUCUCAACAGGAUGAAGGAGCUCCAGUAAUAGGUGGAGACGCGGGAGGUGGGGCCUGUAGGGGCCACCAAGGGGCCUUGGCAUGGGUUAAGAAGGGGAGAAGUGAGGGCAGAGAAAGGGGCUUCGCAAAGAGGAAGAGACGCGGUGAACGGUAGUUACCAGACCUGUUGGUUUAAAUGUUGGUGUAGGGACAGCUGUAGUCAUGAUCAGUUAAAGAAAACACACACACAUACACACACACACACACAAGGUCGCUGCACAGAUGAAAAGCGCACACACACAUUGACAUGGGCACGCACAUGCACAGACAGGAUUACUGUGAAAGCACUCCCGGACGACAGCCAGAAUUACACAAACAUGCUCAAAUCAAGCGCACAUAACCGAAGCUUAGCAGUGUGAGUGUGUCUGUAAAAGGCAGCAUCGUUCGUACUGGCAGCACUCCUCAGUUUAAAAUCAGAUUUGUCAAGCUUAGUUGUUCAUUGAGUGUUACCCUGCAGCGCUCAGCUGACUGUUUCACACACAGACAGUUGAAUGAGGCUGUGUUUUCCUAAAUCUGUGAACGAAUCUAGCAGUAUACAAACCUGAGUCAGACCCUGCAUUGAUAAAGUUAGAUUCAAAAUACGAUUAAAAUAGAAGUGGUGAAGCUGAGAUAACAGUUUCCUAAUAUUUAAUGACGAGUUAACAGCUUCCUGCUUCAAAAUCUUUAACUGCAAAGUCCGUCCAAAGACCAGACAAUUGUUGUUCUUCAUUAGGCUUCCUGUUUUAUAUUUGUCACAGUGGUUUCCAUCCAUACAGCUCAAUAAGCUCACUGAGUUGUCCAACUCACAUGAAUGUACCUUUCCUUCAUUAUCUCCAGACCUGAAGAACAUUUCCACCACAUGUUCAAUGUGAUGCUGCAUUCAAAUGGAACUUUUGAGCUUGUGUUUAUGACAUGGGAAGCCGUGAAUGUGAGCUCAUGAACUCAGAGCUCUCAGAAAAUUCAGCUUAUGAAGCUGUGAACACCACAACAAGGAGGCGUUUAUUUGGACUCUUCUCGUGAAUGUGGUAAACACAACCCCAUUGGAACGCAGCAUACUUGAAAUGCACUAAAUAGCGACAAACUCCACAAGUCGUCCUUCAUUUUCCUCCUGUGGCGGGCUGCUAGGUUUGCCUUCAACUUGAACAAGUGUCGCCUCACUAGUCAUUGUUUUGAGCCACUGUGAAAACAAACUGCCAGGCACACUGACUUAUUUACUGUAAGCAGGAUCGGUUGAAAUCCUGUCAGCCCGUCCACUGUCACGGUACAACUGCAGCCCAAUCUAUCGUCACUCCGUCUGAGGUCUUGUGUUUUUAUGCUGCUGCUGUUGGACUUUUCGUUUUGACCUUGAAUCUGUGUACACUCCCUGGGUCUCUUUCACUGCAUGAUGGCUCACAGGGCUGCAACGAAUUAUUAUUUUCAUUAUCGGUUAUUCUGUCCAUUAUUUUCUCUAUUAAUCGAUGAAUUGUUCUGUCAGUAAAAUGUCAAGAAAUAGUGAAAUUUGCCCUGUGAAAUUUCCCAUAACCCAAGUUGAUGUCUUUAAAUGGUUUCAUCUGAAGUGAUACAGUUUAUUAUCACAUAUAACAAAGAAAGGCAUCAAAUUCUCAGAUUUAGGAGGCAUGAAAUCAACAACUGUUUGGCCUCAUUUGCUUUAAAAUUACUAAAACGAUUAUUUGAUUUUCAAUUAAUUAUCUGUCGAUCAACUAAUUGAUUAAUCGACAAAUCAUUUUAGCUCUACUUGCUUGUUCUCUGUCUUUCUGCAUGAUAUAACACCGCAUUGUGUGACAACACAACACAUACCGCCAUUGUGUCAGCGCUAGCCUUGCUAUUUCUUUUCUUUCCAUCUGUGUUUUGUCCUGUGUGGGUGCGUGUGUGUAUGUGUGUGUUAUACAUGAUUGUUUUACUAGGUUAACAUCAGUGUGUGUUCGCAUCUGUGCGUCUCUCUUUGCUCACCCUGUCUCUCUUGCUGCUCUCUCCAGGCUGCUUCAUGCAGUCCAAACCGCAACCUGAUACGUUUGGGGAAAUGGGCUGAAGUCAGAUUUGUGUUGCUGCGGGCAAGUUUUUUUUUUUAUGUAGGAAGGAAACUGCGGCAUAACAGUAUCAUAAAAAAUCAGCCUACAAUGUCCGGAGAAAGCUCCACUUUUCUAUAGUAGGUCAUUUGUCUCAUCAACCCAAUGAAAUCCUUUGGGUCAAAGCUUCUCACACGUGAUAUUUUCUCUCAUUGUUUCUGCUGGUCCUCACUAUCAUCUGGAGCUGCCAGCGUGUGAAAUUGCCUUGUGUAGCUGUAACGGGAUCUGACAGGCUGUUUGUCUUGGAGUUGAAUGUUUUUUCAGGUUGAGGUUUGGUCCUCCAUAGCAUGAGAAAGCCUGCUGUCUUCUUACACAAACUAACGCACAAUCUAGUGUCCAGAUGCCUGUACACUAGCACUUUGUAGAGUUAGGGAAGUAGUUUUAGGUGUGCUUCGCCAUGCUUCUUUUAUCCUUUGCAAACAUUUCACUCUGUAGCGCACGUCUCUGUCGUGUGUGACUCCACAAGACUGACAUACAACGCGUAACGUUCACUAUUGAUACACAAGUUUUCAGUAGAAAAUGUAGAUUCAAAAUCAUUCUUGGAUUAAGUUUGACAUAAUGUAUACCUAGUGUGCGCCACUGAAACACUGUGGUUAUAUAUUUUUGCGAGCUUAGGGAUGUUUGAGGUCACUGCUGCUAUGUUUUAUGUAGGUGUCCUCUGUUUAGCUUGUCAUUAACCAGAAAGUUAAUAAAUCAGUCACUUCUUCAUUCUGUAGUCCAGGAAGUGUGGAUUAAUAAUUACACUUCCUGAGGUGAAUCCUUAUAUACUUAAAAAAAAGUCACUGACUUUGGACCUGUGAGUAAAUGACGUGAUAUAUAGUUGCACUUUGUAUAGGGGUGUGUACAUAAAUGAUAAAUCAUUAUAUAUAUAUAUAUAUAUAUAUAUGAGAGAGAGAGAGAGAGUGCUGGUAACAUGCUGUAUGCUGCCUGUCUAAAUGAGAGCUGUUAACUCUGUUUGUGACUUCCUGUAACAUAAUGUCAUAACAUAGAGUCCCCUGUGUGAUCUUGAUUAAACUCAAGUUCCUUUAAUCGAAUGGUUUCACAAACCAGUUUUGGAUUGUGGGUUAAAUUAAAGCACAGGUGUCGGAUCGUAGCUGUCGGCUGCAGACAGUGAAAAGAGAUGUGUUAUUUCAAGAAAGGUGACUUGUUAUGUGUAUUUUCUUAACUUUUAGUUUUGUUCAGAUAGUUUUCAGGGACAGAGAUGAUUUAGAAUAGCAGCAGCCCAACUUUUAGAGUCGUUUUGGACGUUAAUGACUCCACGUAGGGGUUAUCUGUCCAUAUAAUCAGCUGCUCUUUACGAAUCAUGUUUUACAUCCUCAUUAAGAUCAUCACUUUGAUGGUUAAACACUGCUCACCAGUGUAUCAGAUUUACUGCCAAAGAUGCCUGAUAAAAAUACUGAGAUGUUGGGAAGUAAUAAUUACCCAUAAAGGAGCUCUUUAUGAUAUUCAGAGCAUUAAUAUAGCAGAAAAAACGAUUUGCUAUGUAAAGAUAUAGCAAAGUAAUGGCGUCCUGACCAGAGAAUGUAGUCACGUCGAGCUUCUCUGUCCUUUGUUGUGGUGGAUGGGCUAGCAGCAAGUUGGUGCAUGUGAGUCCCUGUGAGUGUGUCCCUGUGAGCUAAUUGCUGCCACUCUGCACUGCACUCUUAUGGCGGUUACAGCUGAUAUCAGGAUGGCAUUGUCACUGAAACAUAGCGCCCACCCCCUUGUUCCCUCCCAGGCUAACAUUGUUAGCUCUGCACUGUUGCCGUUGUUAGAACUGUUUGUUGGCUGCUAGCCUCCAGCUCAGCCGCCUCCAUGUUGAGAACCGUGUGCAGACAACCUCUGAAUCAUAGAUCCACUCUGAAUAUCAUGAAGAACUCCUUUAAGUUGUGUUUGAAAAAUCAACCCCCGUCAGUAUGUGAUCUUUCAAAUAUAUUACUGUGCAUAAUUAUUUGAUUAUACACAGGGUUUUAUUUCCCACAUAAUUCACAAGGAUCAAUGUUUAUUCUUUAAAAAAUACUGAUGAAUUUAAUCUUUAUUUUUCCGUCAGCACAUUUAAAACAACCGAGUAAAUGAUGUGAUAUAUAGUUGCACUUUGUAUAGGGGUGUGUACAUAAAUGAUAAAUCAUUAUAUAUAGAUAUAUAUAUAUAUAUAUAUAUAUGAGAGAGAGAGAGAGUGCUGGUAACAUGCUGUAUGCUGCCUGUCUAAAUGAGAGCUGUUAACUCUGUUUGUGACUUCCUGUAACAUAAUGUCAUAACAUAGAGUCCCCUGUGUGAUCUUGAUUAAACUCAAGUUCCUUUAAUCGAAUGGUUUCACAAACCAGUUUUGGAUUGUGGGUUAAAUUAAAGCACAGGUGUCGGAUCGUAGCUGUCAGCUGCAGACAGUGAAAAGAGAUGUGUUAUUUCAAGAAAGGUGACUUGUUAUGUGUAUUUUCUUAACUUUUAGUUUUGUUCAGAUAGUUUUCAGGGACAGAGAUGAUUUAGAAUAGCAGCAGCCCAACUUUUAGAGUCGUUUUGGACGUUAAUGACUCCACGUAGGGGUUAUCUGUCCAUAUAAUCAGCUGCUCUUUACGAAUCAUGUUUUACAUCCUCAUUAAGAUCAUCACUUUGAUGGUUAAACACUGCUCACCAGUGUAUCAGAUUUACUGCCAAAGAUGCCUGAUAAAAAUACUGAGAUGUUGGGAAGUAAUAAUUACCCAUAAAGGAGCUCUUUAUGAUAUUCAGAGCAUUAAUAUAGCAGAAAAAACGAUUUGCUAUGUAAAGAUAUAGCAAAGUAAUGGCGUCCUGACCAGAGAAUGUAGUCACGUCGAGCUUCUCUGUCCUUUGUUGUGGUGGAUGGGCUAGCAGCAUGUUGGUGCAUGUGAGUCCCUGUGAGUGUGUCCCUGUGAGCUAAUUGCUGCCACUCUGCACUGCACUCUUAUGGCGGUUACAGCUGAUAUCAGGAUGGCAUUGUCACUGAAACAUAGCGCCCACCCCCUUGUUCCCUCCCAGGCUAACAUUGUUAGCUCUGCACUGUUGCCGUUGUUAGAACUGUUUGUUGGCUGCUAGCCUCCAGCUCAGCCGCCUCCAUGUUGAGAGCCGUGUGCAGACAACCUCUGAAUCAUAGAUCCACUCUGAAUAUCAUGAAGAGCUCCUUUAAGUUGUGUUUGAAAAAUCAACCCCGUCAGUAUGUGAUCUUUCAAAUAUAUUACUGUGCAUAAUUAUUUGAUUAUACACAGGGUUUUAUUUCCCACAUAAUUCACAAGGAUCAAUGUUUAUUCUUUAAAAAAUACUGAUGAAUUUAAUCUUUAUUUUUCCGUCAGCACAUUUAAAACAACCGCUGAUGUAAGAUAAUGCUCUGUCGUUCACUGGUUGAAGCCUCUGAGUUUUAAAAGCGCUACUGUAAAGUGACAAAUCAGAUGUUUAUGAAGGCAUGCCGGUUGUGUGAUUUUUGUACUCAGGUGUGCUCCGUUCGGUCCUCCUGGAUGUGUUUGAUAUCUAUUUUACAACCUGCUUCAUUUUGUUCAGGUACAGCAGAUAAGUAAUAUGAACAGAUGUUUUAUCACAAUGAUGAUUCCCCUCACACUCCAGUAACAGCAUUAAACUUGACUUUAUGUAAGCAGAUGAUUCAAAACACCCACAGUUUUAUUGCUCGGGAGAUUAAAGUUAUCUUGACAUUUACAAAAUAACUGGUAAAUUAAUAAAGAUAAAAUUGUGAAGUGA